UGGGAAGCCAGUAAGCGGGUACGGUGGCCUGCAGUGGUCGUAGUUUGGAGCUGGGAGAGGGGGACUGCGGGCACAGGAGUGAGUUAUUUUUCCUAAAUUGGGUGAAGAUUCGUGGUAUGGAGAAUGGAAUUAAAGAAAGCCAAGUGGGUCUAAAUAAAAAUGGCGCACACUCCAUUAUACCUACAGCAGUGGUGUCAGAGGGUCCUAAAAAUGACAGAAGUGUUCUCAACUCAUUGAUGUCUGGUGCUCUGGCUGGAGCAGUGGCUAAAACGGUUGUUGCCCCACUGGAUAGGACAAAAAUUAUAUUCCAAGUGUCUUCGAACAGAUUUUCUGCUAAGGAAGCCUAUAAGCUGAUCUACCACACAUACCGAAAUGAGGGCCUACUCAGUCUAUGGAGAGGUAACUCAGCCACCAUGGUGCGGGUUAUCCCGUAUGCUGCCAUACAGUUCUGUGCUCACGAGCAGUACAAGAAACUACUUGGAAGCUAUUACGGCUUCCAGGGAAAUGCUUUGACGCCCAUUCCUCGCCUCCUUGCGGGAUCUCUCGCUGGUACGACUGCUACUGUAGUGACUUAUCCUCUAGACCUUGUGCGUGCAAGGAUGGCUGUUACACCGAAGGAAAUGUACAGUAACAUCAUUCACGUCUUUAUACGCAUGUCGCGAGAAGAGGGCUUGAGAACACUGUACAGAGGAUUUAACCCAACAAUACUCGGAGUUAUUCCAUAUGCAGGAAUUAGUUUCUUCACAUAUGAAACCCUAAAGAAACUUCACGCAGAGCACAGUGGUAGGGCACAACCAUAUCCUUUUGAACGUCUGUUUUUCGGGGCCUGUGCUGGCCUCCUAGGCCAAUCGGCAUCUUACCCCCUGGAUGUUGUGAGAAGACGGAUGCAGACAGCUGGUGUCACAGGGCACACAUAUGGUACCAUUCUUAGCACCAUGAAAGAGAUAGUGGCAGAGGAAGGUGUUAUCCGUGGCCUCUACAAGGGGCUUAGUAUGAACUGGGUAAAGGGUCCAGUGGCCGUAGGCAUCAGCUUCACCACCUUUGACCUAACACAAAUUCUCCUAAAGAAGCUGCAACGACUGUCUGUCCAGAGGUAGGAAGUCUGUGGGCAAGUGGAUAAGCAUUUUACUCCUUUUGGUUGUAGAUUAGGCAGAUACAGAGUUGAUGCAUUAUAAACCUUAUCUAAGCAGUCCAAAGGAGAACAGCUGCCCCCUUACUUUUAUUCUGGAAAGAAAUGAAUUGCGCUUUUAAGAGUUUGCCUUUGAAAAUGUUGGCGUUUACAAAGUUCUGUUGAGAUAUUAUACGGGAACAAUGUGUUAAAUGAGGGACCCGAUGGUAUUGAAAAUAACUAAUUUGUUACAGCACAAAGGAGCACAAAAGGACUGGAGAAAUGGCUUCACCAUCCCUUAACGAUCAAAGCUGCCUAAUUCAAUAAAACCCAGCAAUGCAGACAAAUAUUGCAAUUACCUUUUUAAUUCUGACACCCUCUCAAAAUCUACCCCACCGCACUGUUACUGUGGAUGGUGUUUUGAAUUAUCUUAUGAUCCAUUUGAAUAGUAGCUUGCAAGAAACAUGUUUAUAUUCAGUUGAUAUCUGCAGCACCCAGAAAGAAAUGUUGCAAUUUCGCAUUACCAUCCUGGGAUAUAUGCCUGGAACAGCACAAGCCAAAUUCACAGUUGGUUUUGUUUGUUUUGUUUUUGUUUAACAAGUUUUUCACGUCAACAAGUAAGCGUUUUCCAAUUCCUUGCGCUUUGUUUUUGUGAAAAGAUUGCAGUAUACCUUACAAAACAUGCAUUCAUUCUUUCAGCGGCAGAGUGACCUGUAGUGCCUUUUUGCAAGCACAAAUGUAGUCCUAUAAAUAUGUGUAUAUAAAAGUAUAUAUUUGGUAUUCAAAAAACAUGCCAUAGCCUUAUGCAUACAUUUAGCACAUGCAGUGGAUUGAUCCAUGAACAGCAUUGUCUAUGUGCAGGCCUUCUGAAACCUCUUCUCUGUAUAUAGACCAGAUUAGUGUAAAACUCUUGCUGCACCAGAUGUGACCUGGGUUUGGAAUUGGCAGUUAAAACACUCUAGAUUUUUAGAUGGCCAACUCCUGCAACGAUGUCUAGUUCCUCAUUUUGGAGAUAUUAGAAUUUAGCAAAUUAGCAAAUUAUUUGACACAGAGACACUGGCAUUUGUGUGGCCUUAUGGUACUGUUGGAUAGAAAAUGUAUUGUUUAAAUUAUCCCAAGUGGUGUAAAUGAUGAUAAAGCAGUGUUCUAAAAAGGAUUAAGACUACAGCAGUAGUGUCCAAUGGGAGCAACCUUGUGUAUUCCACAGGAGGAGGUGAACAACAUAAAAGUAAUAAAGUAGAACCAUUUUCAACCUAAACAUUUCUUUUUUCUUUACAAGUAACAUUUUUAAUAUGUAAGCAAUAAAACAAUCCCACAUUAGCUGAGUGUACGCACUAUUCUGAUUUUAAUGUUUAAAAAAUAAGGAAAAAACACAAACCUAAGCUGUUUGUAGUCAGGUUUUCACUAAACCUGAAAAUCUGGAGAAUGAAGAAUAGAGAUGUAGAUUUUAGACGAAAAUAUCCAAAUUGGAACAAUUCUUUAGAUCAUCUUCAUCGUCAUGUUAUCCCCUCUGCCAUUUGGACUAAAAAGUGGUUCUUUGUCAAUUCUCAGAAUUUCUAGUUUAUUGGCUACAACACUAAAUGUAAACGGCUUAAGGAUGCAUUGUUUUAUUUUUACUAUUGUCCAGCAUCCUGGACUUCUAAUAAUAGCAAAUGUAACAAUUUUACACAUGCAGCUUCAUGCUGGCUUUGUUUUUUGGGGGGAGGGAGCGAGGAGGAUAUUCACUGAACCUGUUUUUUGUGUUUUAUUCAUACUAUACUUGCAGAAAAGAAAUUUUAAUCUGCUGAAUUAGAGAUUUUUAAUCCACUUUCCACUUUGAACUCCAUCUUGUCAGC
Pelobates fuscus (common spadefoot toad) is the source of this 2943-nucleotide messenger RNA. RefSeq names its product solute carrier family 25 member 42 (gene SLC25A42). The transcript is spliced from 8 exons. Gene Ontology annotation, cellular component: mitochondrial inner membrane. Bases 117 to 1097 code for a protein of 326 amino acids. Gene Ontology annotation, biological process: transmembrane transport. Lineage: Eukaryota; Metazoa; Chordata; Amphibia; Anura; Pelobatidae. The record is from RefSeq and is a predicted model, not a curated record.